CGUUCUCAAAGUCGACCGCAUGGUUUUCUCAUCGUGAUUGCGCGUAGUUUAGAUUGAUCCCAAAUUUUCCGGAAAAAUUGAUGUGAAACGGUGAAAAAGUUGAUUAAAAGUGCGUUCUACUGUAGCAUGACCACCACGGCCAUGAAGCGGAAAUCGAUUUCGGGCGGAGAAUGUCCGUUCGGUGCGAAAAAAGUGAAAACUGAAAAGGCUCCCAACGGUGUGGCGGAGCCCCGAGAGAAGAAGAACAAGAAGGAGAAGAAAACACUGCCGGAGCAAAAUGGAACGGUCGAAAAACAGAAGGUGGGCGGCAAGAAGACGAACGAUAAGCGCGAUGUUGCGAAUGAGGCGGAAAAUGGAUCGAAGGUCAAUGAUUUCGAUGGGGUGCCGGUGGGCAAAGUGGCGGAAAACUUCCGACAGAAGUUGAGUAAGGGAUCCGUGGCUGUUGAUGCUAUCCGUCAUUUCACACAAGCCAUCCAGGAGAAUCAGUCUCUCGCUGUCGAUUUCAUUCGAGCAGGUGGUACGUUCAAGCCAUUGCUUAAAAUUCUGGACUCGAUGGACAAGGAGAAACUGGCCGAUAUAGCAAAGCUCCUUGAGCUGAUACAUUACAUUUUAAUCGAAAGCGUAAACUUCGACGAAGUCCAUGCAGAUUAUGCAAACAAAUGUGCGAGAAAGAUUUUCACCGAUUACAAAUCCGUGGUGAUGUCCUUACUGAAGGGCCAGCAGGACGAACAGCUAGUUAUGGCAGGUUUCCGUAUUCUGAAAGCUAUAAUGCUGGUGGAUCAAUCCCAUGGAAGAGAUAUUCUGCUGCUGCUGGAUGUUUGCCUGCCAGAGAUGGAAGUGGCUAAGUACAGAGAAACAUCGUCCUCGGACAAUCAGGAAUCGUUGCGAGGAGUUUUUGUCGAUUUCAAUUUGGCAUUUUUGAUUGACACGAGAUCGGAACUUGUUCGUUUGUGGCUGAGUCGCUAUCAAUUGGUCAGUCCAUUAGUAAGCAAUUUGGUUUACGACCGGGCGGAGAAUGUUGUUUUAGUUAUGAAGACCUUCCAGCAGUAUAUUCUGGAAUCGCGUGAUAUCGAUAAAUACGUUUACCGAACAACCUUCAGCACAGAUGUCCUCAAAGCUUUGGUCAACGUCUACGAAUGGGUUGGUCCGACCAAACAGGAAAUUAGCGUUCAGAUGAAAAAUACAGUACUAAACGCUGCAGAGAAAGUAAUCCUUCCACUACUCACUUCCAAGAAGCACCAUCUGGUUCCGAAAGUGGUUGACCUUGGUCGAGGAAACUCGCGUCACAAACACAUUCUUCUGGCGCUUAAAAACUCGCAGCUGCACAAACAUCAGCGCAAACUAGUGCUGAAAAUGUUUGAAGCGUGUCCAGAAGUGCUGCCAGCGGUUUUAGAAAAUUUCGGAACACUACUCAAGAAAAAGAACCCUGAAAUGCGAGAAUUCCUUCUGGAAAUUCUGCGACAACCGGUCCCGGAGGAAAUUACUAAAAACUUCACUUUAGCAAAUGCAAAGCAAGUGUCGAACUAUGUGACCAAAUCCACCCUACCAAGAACUGUGCUGGAGUUUGUGACCACGUCCAUCAACAAGAAAUUCUGCACCGGCUUCUGUCUGGAAUUUCUGUCAGUAAUGUUGAGCCAAUGCGAGAAAUAUUUGCAGGAGAUUCCCAAACUGAAAAAUCUUGACCAAUUCGACCUCAAAAAAGUGAAAUUUGAUGUUAUCAAUCAAAUCAUAGCAUUGUUCCCCACGAUUGAUGCCAUAAUGGCUGCAAUGAUGUAUCACCGUUCUGAUAGAACCGUGGAAAAACCAUACAUAGCGAUGGAACACGCCAUGGACAUUCUGUUGGCCUGCAUCCGUACCUUCCCGUCGUACAUUGAGUCGUCUUCCUUCAUAACCACCUAUCGCAACAUUCUCGAUCCCGUCUAUCGUCAUCGUGUGAUCGAAUUUGAAUAUCUCUCGUACGAGUUCAAAGCCAUCCAGGUCAUCAUCGCUCUCGAACCGCAGUCAAUCGCCUUCAAUUCGGAACUGUUCCCAUCGGUGCUGAAACUGCUGACCAAGGUCUACCUCAACGGAACCCCGGAAAUGCAACGACAAGCUACCACCCAGCUACUGGCGCUUUUCCAGAACACCACCUUGUUUGGAAAUAACCCAACCGAAAUUGAGAUUUGGUUCCAAUCGUUACUCUACGUUGAUCCUCUCAUCGUUCCUGAACUGGUAUCCUUCCUGGCAUUUUCGUGUCGUCAGGCAGCCGAACGUCAAUCACGACCAAUCGAGAAGGAUCACUCUGUGAUCAACGAAGCGUUCGAAAAGGUCCGCCAGUCGGACCUGGAAGGAAUUUUCGAACGAGUGGAGGUGGAAGCAGCCGGACAACUGGAGCAAGAAGAAACUGUCGAACUGCCGGUGGCGGACAAUUUCCUAAUUUACAUGUUCAACCCAAGUACCAUUAAACCGCCGCAGUUUCAUGCGUACCUUGAAGCGGUGGCGUUGCGAUAUUUCCACUUUCUACCACAUCCGGAGAUUGUGGAAAACUGUACCAAGAACAUGAUGAGCGAACUGACGAAGUACUUCAGGAAUUGGAUUGUGAAGGGCAAGAUAGCGUCAUUGGAUACGUUUGAGGAAACGAGUUCGCUAGGCCGAUUGAGUAACUUAUUGCUGCUGCGAAAGAAAAACUUGGACGAAGUUCUGCCAGAAGGUCCUCGUCAUCGCUGUGAAUUGGUUUAUUUAAUCCACGAAACCAUCUUCUAUGCAACACGACUGAUCGAACUCGACCAAUUCAACUCGAGCUACGCCAGUGUGUUCGCAUUCUACCUCAACGGUUUCCUCGAUAAACUCAUUGCCGAAGAAGCAGACCUUGCUCUCAAAGACCAAAAGCUUGGCGGUGUCCUCGAAAACAUUUUCUGCCAUCGUCCCGUCCUAUACCAGCACUUCACGAUAGCCAGCCAGAGAUCCGAAACAUCCACGGUUGUAACGAACUUCAUUUACGAUCUCAUGAAGAGACUACAGUCGGCUGCUAACUUUUCCCACUACACGAUGCUCUAUUCAAACAAGAUCGUGAACGAAAUCAUAUUGUCGUCAACCCCUAAGAUCACUUUUGAACUGGAUGCCACACUUGUGGAGAGAUUGCUGGAAAUUUUUGAACUGAAUGAGAAGCAUUGCGUUACUUUGUUGAAACAUUAUUCGCAUCUGUCGCACAGGAAGUUCAUCAACGACAAAAAUGAGAAAACUUACCAUUACCAUUUACUUACGAUCGGUUUGCAGAAGUUGGCCAGCAAUCGAGAUCACUUCCUUGAAAGAGAGACGAUUUCCGCCAUAUCAAAAAUCUACGUGGACUUCAUACGAGAGAAUGGAAACGAAUUGAAUUUGGAAAGCUUCGAAGUUGCUUUGCAGAAUUACCUGGACACGUUUAGUCACAGCAUUGGUCAUUUGGAGGUGGAUCUAUUUCGAUGCUUUUUCGAGAGCAAACGGAUUGGGAAACCGAUGGUUAAGCUGGCAGCUUUUCUUCUGGGCAGGGAUAUCCGUCUCUAUAGAGUCUUCCUAGACUUGGUACAGGAAAACGUUUCGAAGAAGGAACUGAUAUAUCCACUGACGAAUGUCGCUUUCGCGAAGGGAGUCUUUGCAGAGAACUCAGAGAAGAACAAAAAGAUUUUGAACGUGAUCUACAACGAAUUCAAAAGUGGCAUAAGCAAAACGAUCGAGAAACCGGGAAAGGCUGCUGUAAUCUACAAAGAGAACACCGUUGCCAAUCAUCAAUUGAUCAAAAAUUGCAUGCCCAGCAACGAAUGUGUGGAUUUUGCAAAGAAGAAGCUCAAGAUUGACUCUAUGGAACUGUAUCAACUGAAGCUAAUGAUGGAAAUCUACCGUAAAGCAUUCAAGAGCACUAAAAAAGACGAGAUGAAGAUUGUUUACGUCAACGUGUUCAACGUUCUGUUCCAAUUUUACAACAUCAUAUUGAAGGUUGAAGAUCUGCUGAAGGAAAUUGACAAGCUGAAUGGUUUGGUGUUGGAAACGUUUUCAUGGAUACAGAUGGGCAGAACAUGCAAACAUUUGACGAAUUUGGAAUUCAAAGACAUCACGGCUACUGCCAAUUGGACAAAUUUCUGCAAAUUCGCUCUAAAGUUGGGUAUCGACAUUCAAAAGUCACCAGAUAACCCCAAUCGACAAGAUGAGCGUCUGCAUGUCCUGCUUAAAAUUACUGCCGUAUUAGUGGAUCUAUUCUACAAAGACAACAGCCAACCAGCGGAUGUGGCCACAUUUUUCGAAUUAGCCUUAUCCCACUCUCGAUUCUUGGACGUUCUGUUGAUUCCUUUCCAGUUUAAAAUUAAGACAUCAUUAGUUCAUCUCCUACUUAUACUUGCACGAAAAAAUCCCUCCGUCAUGGAUAAAAAGCAUGUUCCACUUUUGCUGGGUGCUUACGGAGCGACCCUCACCGAUGGCAAUCGCUAUGUUCUGGCUCUGCUACAAUGGUACGAAAGAUCAGGCAUUCACAUGCACGAGUAUCGUCCUUAUCUGUGGGGAGAUGCAGCUAUCAAACACUUUUCCCUGGGACAGGACGUCGCCGAACAACAAACGCUGUUCCGAAUUAACAACUUCGAGGUGUUCCGACUGUUCAACAAAGAAAAGCUAUUCAACACACUCAACAGUUUCCCAGUGUGGCGAAAACUGGACGCAGUUGCCCAACUUCCGGGAGUGAACUUUGACGAUAUCAAGCCGGAUUGCAACAAAAUCAGUGAAUACCAGACGACCACCGAAAUCGAGCGUUUCGUCGAACGCAAAUUAUACAAGAAAAAGUUACCCUCGCCUGGUUUGUUACACUACUGCGCUGGAAAGCAAGACGUCCUUGCUACUAUUUAUGAUCCAGCCUUUCUGCUUCCCAUACUGGGGUAUCUGUUUGCGCCGGAAAGCCACGACUUGCUUGACGUGGCUGGUAAAAAUGGAGCACUCGCGCUACCAUUUGUGUGCCUUGCCAGUGAAGACGAAGAGAUGCGCCUGGCUGCUGCUAGCGUUAUUCUACGAAUUAAGGGGCAUUUGGAAUUGUCGAGGAAAUUCAUCGAUUCUAAAUUCUGGUUGCAUCUUUUCAACGCCGUACAGAACGGUCUAGCCACUCUUAACAGCCGCAAGCGAACCAACGCGGAUAAAUCGAACGCCGAUACAAAGAAGUUCCUAAGUAAACCAGCCUUUCUACCAGCGCUUUUCAUCGGCAAAACGAUCAACAUCAUCCCCGAUGCCCUGAACGAGCUACACCCGACCUUGACGCAAUACUUCCUUCUAAAAGAUACCUUUGAUUUCAAAGCUGUUCCGCACUUCCUGGUUAUGUUCCACAGUUCAGAAGUUAAGCAUAACGAUCAUCGAGUGUUCAUUUUGGAAUCUAUCUACAACGGCAUUAAAACCAAUGACGAUUUCAUGGUUCUCCGCUUUUCGCCUGUAAUUCGUGCUAUCAUGGACUUUUACGAUUCGUCGCUAUCCAAUCGAGAACUGAAUAUUCUCAUCCUCAAUACACUGAACAGUAUCGUAAAAAUCCCAAAAUCUUGCGAAGUAAUGAUUAACUCGAUGGGAUUCCUGACGUGGCUCAGCGAACGGAUCGAAGGAAUCGAGAGCUUCCACUUCGAUACCAUCGAAGCAUUCCUAGGAAUCAUUAGCAAUCUUUGGUACUCCGCUCUGAUCCAACGGAAAGGUUUCAAUCUGAUGCAACUCAGUCGAUCGGUGUUGAUCAUGGUACUGAAGUUCCUGCCAUUACUGUCCACCAGAAGCUCCAGCAAGACGCUGACGAGAUUUUUGAACUUGUUGGAGAAAACCACUCUGGAAAACGAACAAACCCUGGAGCUGGUGAAUGGCGAAGUGCUGGAAUUGAUGAUGGCAUACUUUGAAAAACUGUUCGAGCAACAUUUUUGGUACGUCAAGUACGUAAAAAUGCACGGUAUGGUCGACGACGAAGAUUAUCAGUUACUGGGGGAGAAGCUCCAGAUGCAGGGUGCGGAUCAAAGUACGAUUUACGUCACAUUGACUUUGAGAAGAUUGAUAGUCCGAAAGCAGCGGUUAACAAAAAAGUAAGAAUAUAAAGUAAGGUGAUUUUGUGUAAAAUGUAGAUAUAUUCUUUGUAAGAAGAUGCUUACGAAAAGUUC
This is a messenger RNA of Aedes aegypti (yellow fever mosquito), 6116 nucleotides long. RefSeq lists its product as uncharacterized. Bases 127 to 6045 code for a protein of 1972 amino acids. Gene Ontology annotation, biological process: maturation of LSU-rRNA from tricistronic rRNA transcript (SSU-rRNA, 5.8S rRNA, LSU-rRNA); maturation of 5.8S rRNA from tricistronic rRNA transcript (SSU-rRNA, 5.8S rRNA, LSU-rRNA). The transcript is spliced from 4 exons. Gene Ontology annotation, cellular component: nucleolus. The record is from RefSeq and is a predicted model, not a curated record. NCBI's taxonomy places the organism in Eukaryota, Metazoa, Arthropoda, Insecta, Diptera, Culicidae.